AUGCUAGUGUCCCGUCCAACUCAAGACGAAGCUCAUGAUGAGAUCGAUGAUUGGCUGGAGUCUGGGCUACAGUCGUAUACAGAAGAGGGUCAGCGCAUGCGUGAUGCGGCGAAUGGCGUUCAUCUAUCAAAGCGUUCCACCGCGGCGACGGCCACGGCGGACGUUGUUGGCAGACUUGAAGAGCCCGAACAAGCUUCACCACCUCCUGCUUACCCUGAAGAGACUGCCCCGGCGCCGCUCAAUGAGGAUAACGCGAACGUUCCAUCCCGCUCACACGGGUCCAUGCGGUGUGGUGGAAUAGUUCGUCACAUCACCAUCAGCGGCGACUACAACAACAUGCACUUGAAUACCGGUACCGGACAGCAGAACAUCGCGCACUACGACUAUCGCAAGUACCGAGAUGAAGAAAAUGUUCAAGACUAUCAGGUUGCUGUGAACGGCGGCGGCGAGGAAGGCUACGAUGGUGCGAACGUGGACCGCAACGACCACGAGAAUAGUCAGGAUGAUACCCCAGGAUAUCGUUCGCCAAUAGGCGGCCGAGACGAUCGAGAUAAUUGGCGUGACGAUCGCUACGAUGAGGAGUACGAUGGUCGCAACAAUCGCCAAUAUGAUGAUUACGAUGAGAGGUACAACGAGCGUCGUGGCCGUCGCAACCCGCCUGCACGUGACAGCCGGACUGGCGCGCGCUACGAUGAUGACGACGGAUAUGGGAGUCACGGAAGUUACUAUAGCUAUGGUGAUGAAAGUCCGUACAGUGACUGGUAG
Molecule: messenger RNA, 765 nt
Organism: Alternaria ventricosa
Lineage: Eukaryota; Fungi; Ascomycota; Dothideomycetes; Pleosporales; Pleosporaceae
Exons: 1
Coding region: 1-765 (254 amino acids)
Source: RefSeq, a predicted model, not a curated record